This is a messenger RNA of Nematocida parisii ERTm1, 753 nucleotides long. RefSeq lists its product as uncharacterized. The record is from RefSeq and is a predicted model, not a curated record. The transcript has a single exon. The coding region runs from base 61 to 696 and encodes 211 amino acids. Lineage: Eukaryota; Fungi; Microsporidia.
UAAUUGGUCAUAAUAGAAGAGUCAUAAUACGUAAAUUUAGACAAAAAGAUUUUUUGCUAAAUGAAAAGCUUUUAUAACGUGGCUAUUGACGAAUAUAAAGACCUGGUUGAUGAGUAUGAGGGCUGGUACAGCAUGCAUAUUAUAUCUUGCCUAAUGCCCGUGGGGUUACUGUAUAUACUCAUGUCUCCGACCUUUCGGAAGAGUGGAGAGCUAAGACAUUUUGGAUUUUUAUUUUCAAACGUAUUGUACUUAUUAGCUGUUUGGGUUGGUAUAAAUAGUCCAGGGAUUAUGUUCACAUUGGGUGGAUUUACCUGUGAGGUGCUUAAUUACAUUCGAAUAAUUUCCGCAGAAAUUUCAUUGUACUUAUUUAUAGGUUCUGCAUGGUUUAUGUACGGUUUCUAUAUAUUACUGCUUAUAACAGAAAGUAUUUACAUGAGCUUUCCUCUUUCUGUUUUUAUAUCUAGCAUUGCAAUAUUUGCUUGCACAGAAAUUAAAAGUGUUUAUAUAAUAACCCAUACAAUGUGUUAUUCAGUUCUAAUAAGCAUAUUUAUAACAGGAGCAGUGUACUUUUUUAUUUCAGAUCCUUCUUUAAAAUAUAUUCAGUCAGUCUCGGUGAUAAAUAUAGGGAUAGUCUUCUUAUGUGCACUAAGUAGAAAAAUUCUAGCUAAAUAUACAAAGAAACUACUUCAUAGAUAAAAUAACCCGAUGUAACCCAUAAAAUCAAUUAUUUAAGUGUAAUUAACCUGUAUUAUU